Molecule: messenger RNA, 1897 nt
Organism: Trifolium pratense (red clover)
Lineage: Eukaryota; Viridiplantae; Streptophyta; Magnoliopsida; Fabales; Fabaceae
Product: FBD-associated F-box protein At4g10400-like
Exons: 4
Coding region: 49-1284 (411 amino acids)
Molecular function (GO): protein binding
Source: RefSeq, a predicted model, not a curated record
UCAAAACUUUUGCACGUUGCGCAGAAACACGAAGAAGAAGAAGGAGAAAUGCGGCGGUUGAAAAAUUCAACAGCGGCAGCAUCAACGGUGGAUACGAUAAGCAGUUUACCGGACGCGAUUCUGUGCCAUAUUCUCUAUUUCCUCACCACCAAAGAAGCAGUUGCAACAAGCAUUUUAUCCAAAAGAUGGAUUCAUCUCUGGCACCAUGUUCACAAUCUCAACUUCCCUGACAUCAAAGUUGAAACCGUUAGAUCCAGUGUUCUUUUCAACGAGUUUGUAUACUCCGUUUUACUCUCUCGAGAAAUAAUCGCCGGUUACAAUGUCAUGAACAGUUUCACUCUCGACAUUCGAUACGAUAACCCUCAUCUUGCUUUUGAUUUAGGGUUUCCCAAUAUCAGGAAAUGGAUCAAUGUUGCUGUUCAACGCAAACUCGAGCAUCUUUGUAUUCGUUUAGAUGUUGAUAAUCUUGAUGAUAAUGGUCUUGAUUAUGAUGCUGAUUACCCUAACUUGCCUGUUAGCAUUUUCACCUGUAGAACACUUGUAAGUCUCGACCUCUGUUGGUUCCGUGUCAAGGGUUUCUCGUUUUCUGGAUUUCAAUUUCCCUCACUCAAAACCCUUAACUUGAAAUGGGUUAACUUUUCUAAAGUUCGAGAUUUUAUGUUGUUUAUAGCUGGAUGUCCAAUUCUUGAGGAUCUACACAUAUCUCAAAUGGAUUUCUUUCUUGAGAAAGAUUCUCUUACCCUUCAACUUCAAGAAUUUAAGAGAUUAAGUUUACCCAAAUUGAAAAGAGCAGAAUUUGUUCAAUUUGGUUGUCAAUGUUUUCCGGUGAAUGCACUUUCUACCGUCGAGUAUCUGUGCAUAAAUACAUUGAAGGUUAAUCAGCUGCAGCGCCCUUAUGAUGUCGUUACUAUCUUUCAUAAUUUGACUGACUUGCUGCUCCAUUACCACAAUAGAUGGGAUUUGGUGCUCCAUCAAUGUCCUAAGCUUCAAAAUCUCCAACUUAGUAAGGGUUUAUGCGACCCAAUGUGGUGUGAAAAAGGUCAAGAAAAUUGGGUGGAACCAGAAUUUGUUCCGCAGUGCCUUUUAUCAUCCCUUAGAAGUUGUACUAUUCACGACUUUUCUGACCUACAAAGUGAGCUUAUGUUGGAGCAAUAUAUUUUGAAGAAUGCAAUAAUUUUACAAACCAUGACAAUCUGGUGCAAGACUGAGCAGCCUGAAAUGGAGAGUAAACUAUCCAUAUGCCCGAUGGCCUCCGAAACAUGUGAACUUUCACUUUGUUGCUAACAUAUAGAUCGUGCCAUAUUCAUAAUUUUAUAGUAAGAAGCAUUUCUGGGUUUUGCUAUUUGGCUCUUAUCACUCAAGGUAGUAUAACACUAUGAAGGAGUCAUUCCCAGCCAUAUUCUCUCUAUCGAGGCAGAAGAAUUCUACGGUAUCUGAACUUAGAUGCAUUGUGGAUAUGGAUUGGGUGCAAUCAACACCAUGACUGCAUGCAGACAAUGAGGUUGAGACUGUUCAAAUUUUAGGGUCUGAUUUUUUUGCCGGAUGGCUCCGAUCCAUUGAUUGCAGCUUGACUAUAUACACCCUAGACUGCAAUCAAUCGAUUUCCAUGCUUUGUAAAUGGGAUUGGACAGCUUUGGCGUAAGAUACAAAGUGGGGGACAACUAGACUAAAACUUUGUGAGAAUAAUGAUUGUGGUGGUGGUGGUGGUGGUAGUGCUAAACAUUGUUGUGUGUACACAACUUAAAUGUCAUUUUAUUUUAUUUCUUAAGUACAAUUCAAUUGGUAAUUGUAAGGAUAUUGAUAUGCAUGUCUGAGUUCGAAUUGAAAAUUCUUCACCUCUUUAUAUUUGUUCUUUGUUAUGGUUAUUUAUGAGAAUGCCUAGUCAACAAUGGUGUUG